Paramuricea clavata is the source of this 11826-nucleotide messenger RNA. Lineage: Eukaryota; Metazoa; Cnidaria; Anthozoa; Malacalcyonacea; Plexauridae. The record is from the annotation of a GenBank genome assembly.
UCACAACCUAACAACACAAAUAUUACGAUUACACCAAAAGAAGCUAAAGUUGGUGAAUCAGUUAACAUAACGUGUGAAUCUGAAGGUCGUCCUGAACCAAGGUACAACAUAACCAAUAAUCGUAUCGUGCUCACUACUGAUGAGCUCUAUACCAUAUCUGAAGCGAAGUUGAGUGAUAAUGGAACAUAUGAAUGCAUUGCAUGGAAUAAACAUGGAAAUGAUUCCGAUUCCGAUAUUUUAACCGUAGGUAAGAUUAGAUUUUUUACUUUUUGUCCAUUCUAUUCUUUGCGAAAAUACACGUGGGAGGAACACGAAAACGAAAAACUGGUAGUAUAGUAUAUACAUGGGGGUGAGCAGUAAUAUGCAACAACAACAUAUUUAUUUAUAUUCAUUAUAAAUAAAAUAAUAAAUAUAAAUAAUAAAUAAUAUAGAUCAGGAACUAUAGUUUAAAGGGAUAUAUGGCAAUAAAAAUUAACUUUGUCUUAUUUGAAAGAACUUUUACAGUUAUAUAUGAAGACUUUUUACAACUUUUUCGUACCUUGCUUGGGUUUCGAAAUAUUUUGACCAGAAGCAGUGUGCAGUCCACCAUCUUGGUAUUAUAAUUGACCUAAUUAACUGAGUUUUUGGUGACGUCGCAAGCAGGGUAAACUUGUUAAAACCUCUUCAUGUGGGACUAAAUUUCGUCGAAAAUUUUCUUGAAAUGUUGUGAGUUAAUUGAGUACUACAAAUACUUCGGAAAAUGGAGUUUCGUAUUGAUAAUGACAUGUGGUUUGCAAGAUAAAAAUUUCGCUUUUUACCCUACUUGUGACGUAUCAUAUCGAAUGCAUACAUAGACGGAUUUUCAUAUUUUUUGCUGGGGUGGUGCCAGAAAUUUUAGGGGGGUGAGCCGUGAGCAGGUUACUGAAGCAACACAAAAUGUCACCAAACCCCAAUAAGGUCUAUAUUCUAGGGGUGGAGCACUAGAACCGCGAGGGGGAGUCUAGAGAGAAGAAAACAAAGUAUCCCAGGAAAAAUCUGAAAAAAAUAAUGAUUUCUAGCUUCGAAAAAAAAUUUUUUUUGAAAUUGUCAAUUUGUCAUAUCAAUUCAUGGAUUUGGCAUGUCCGAUUGUCUGUUGAGACUUGAGAGAGUUAAAGACUUAAAGUUAAAUGAACCUAUAAAAGUGUAAACCCAAUAGGCCAAUAGAAAAUAUGCUUUUACCUUUAUAAAGUCAUUGACAUUGUUUUGUUUGAAUUCGAGUACAAUUUAUGAUGCAACUCCGAUGUAAAUAAUAUUUGGGGCGUAAAGAUUAAAUCUAGGCAAGUCUAUUUCCUAAAAGAAUUAAACACUAAAAAUAAUGUUCGUAAAAAUUCCAAACGUUCCUUGCGUGCAAGCUAUUCGCAUGACAAGGCAAUGUAAACUCUAUUCAGGGGAGAUAAUAGAGUUUCAAAACUUUACAAUUUCUCCAAUAAACCAGUGAAUGCAAGCGAGGAGCAAUUAGUUUCAGAGAGUUGCACUUUUUCUGUUUGAGUGUACUCCUACGUUUAUUUUGUAUCAUGAACACUCUCCACGUUAGAGUGGACUAUUUAAUUAUUUAUUUAUUAUGGCAAAUAUUGGGGGGGGUUGAAAAUUUUUUGGAGGGGUGGACAUUUUGUUUGGGGGGAUUAUAGCUAAUAUUGGGGGGUAGCACCCCCCUGCACCCUCCCAGAAAAUCCGUCUAUGAAUGCAUAUCCAAGAUGGCGGAAUGCACGCUUGAGAAAAAAAAUGAGUCGAUUUAUUUCGAAAACCAAGCAAGGCAGAAAGGCAGAACAACCGACAAUUUAAGAAAAUAAGCUAAAAAAUAGACAUUCUAAGCGUAUACAUAUAUUUGCAGAGUGAUUUGAAUAGCUCCUGUGAAAAACUGCAUUCACAUUUUGCUAUUCCUCCCGAAAAUUAAAAUGACACGGAACAAUUGAAAUUAUCACUUUAUUAUAAUACAUGUUGGAUGUUAAAGGUAAAUAUUAUACACAUCUGAUUAAAAGCUUGUUAAUCAUCAGAGAGGGUCCAUAAUAAUUAAUAUAUGUGUUAAACUUCAGCAGUUAACACAUUUAGAACGGCUAGGAGCACUAACAACACUGUGAGCCAGUUACGUUAGCGUCUUGUUGCAAAACAAAUACAAAACAUUAAAACAUAUGUACAAUUGCAACAUAGUCCAUGUUAUACGAAGCAGAGAGCGCAUUGAAGUUUGUAAUAGACCAAAUACUGAAAUACUAAAUAAAGGUUAAAGUCCCCCCCCCAUUUUUAUGCAUUACUUGAAAGUACAUUGAAAAUGAUUAAGACCUUAAUUAACAAUUUAUUCACAGGCUCGUCUCUUUCUCAAAUUAUCGGGCAUUUUGUAUUUUUGUGUUAUGACAUCACUGGUUGUGCUUAAGAUAGCAACAAAGAGAAGAAUUUGAUACAAUUAGCAGCUGCACCUAUGUGUUUGUAACAGCAACACACUAGUUGCCUGGUCUCCUUCUUAUUUUAGUAAUGCCUGCGGUAGACACUUUAUUAUUUAAUUCAGUAGUUUUACUAGUUUAUAUUCAACACAGCACCUAUAUGAACGGUAGUAAUAAAUGAAAUCACAAAAAUGUUCUUCUUUUUUGUUGGAAGCAAAGAAUUAGACAAAUUGGACAGAGAGACCUGGUAACUAGUGUGUUGCUUUGACAACCACAUAACCGUUCGAAAAUGAUUAAUUUGUGUGUGUUGGUGUAAUAUACACAGGUGAAUAUGAUGUUUGUGAUGUUACUCUGAGUGUGCAUCCACACCGGGCAAGCUGAAAAGUUAGCACAAACAUCGUUCGAAAAUGUUUGUUUAGUGCACUUACUAACUGAACAAAAUUUCAUUUACUUUCGUUGAAUCACUUCUGAGAUAUCAGACUUUCUUCUUAUUGCUGCAACCUUAUGCACAACCGAUAAGUUUGGAACGAGAUGAGCUGUGAAUAAAUCGUGAAGGCCGUAAUUUUGAAUAAUAAUUAUGAAGGUACAUGUGCAAACAAGUGUUACGUGCUCUUUAACAGGUUGUGGGAAUAUAGAUUAGGUAGAGCGAAAAUGGGUUGGCAGAUUACAGCAAAACAGUUGUCGUAAAAGCUCGAGCUCCAUACACAUUGCGGUAGUCUGUGGACUGAAAACUUGUGAGAUAUAUGCAAGAUGAGAUCUCACAAGUGUAAGGUAGAGACACCGCCUAGACUUAACAUUUUUUACCUUGGCAGUUGAGCGUUUAAGUAUACCAAGUAUGUGAUCGGAUGGCCGUACUGACCUGCUCGAUAUGUGAGUACCAUCUGAGCCAUAACAUGUAAGAACAUUAAGCUAGUAACAUGAGGUCCAAUGUCAGACCCAUAACAUUAAGCUAGCUAGUGACAAUUAGAGAAUAUACCAAUUAAGAGACCAAAUGUGUGGGAACACUAGAAGUCUAGAACUUUGAGUCUUGGCCAAUCAGAGCUGAUAAAUGUUUUUCAUAUAUAGUAUUAACCCAUUAUAGUAUUUAUCAUGGUGGUCAUGACCCUACUCUUGGCGAGUAAAAUUGUCUGUUGUUAGGCAGAGUAAAAUAACAAAUUUUUAUAACAUAACAAAUGCAUUGGGGCGUAUUGGGGCUUAUUUGCUUAAAGAAGGAAACCCUUACUGUCAUAACUUUCAUUUAUUUAUUUAUAUUUAUAUUUUUACGAUAAAGAAAAAGAUGGAGAUGACGAUAAACAUGACGAUGACAAUGAUCUGAGCAUUGGUGCAAUUAUUGGAAUAGUUAUUGGUGCGUUGGUGUUAGCGGUCAUUGUUAUUGUUGUGGGAUGGCGCUAUAAAUCAAAAGAAAGUAAGUGUAUUUCAAAUAGGAGCUUCAGCAACCUCGUUCGCAGGCUCUUCCCUUUUGUGGUGGAAAGACCCUGGUCGGGGCUGGUCACGUGAUCCAUAGAAAAUUGAUAGCCUAAGAGGGGGAUGGAAAAGUAUCAAAUUACAUGUUUCCACUUCCGCACUUCACACGUCGAUUGCAAGGAGUGACCGUUCUGUACAACUGUAGAUUCUUAUAGCAACAGACAAGUCAGGAAAUCAAGCAAUGAACACGUAUGAUCGUAUGCUUUGAAAUAUUUGCUCAGUCUUUUAUUCUUUCGGGCGCGUACGUUUCCGUUCUGCCUCUAGUUCAGAUAUUUAUAAUAUUGUUAUAAUAUGCCAUUGAAUUGUUGUCAUUUGGAAACGGUAUAAACUUUGCAUUGCUUUACUUGUUAAACAGAGGUCUCAAAAGCGACUGUGUUGGUCGUAGCGCCUUGCCUGUUGGUGUUACAGCAAACGUUGCACAUUUGGCACUGGCCAACAAAUAGAUAUUGAAUGUCCAUUCUAUUGAUUCUAAAAUCGUUUAUACACAUAGUGCUCUAGAUUUUUUUAAACUGAAAUAGGUUAUCAUCGUCUGCAUUUAUAAACACCAGGUAGGAAGGAGUGUUCAUAUAAUAAUUUUCCUUUUUUGUCUGCACGAGCACCUGUAUGUUGAAGCCAAAAUAUUGCACCACCACUUCUAUAUAAUUCUAUAACCAUUCACCCUAGCCCCUUGAAUGCAAAGGAAUGAUAGCCGAUAAGGUUUAUCACUUUAUCAAAGUAUUUUUUUAUUAUAUCUGGUAUAAAGUGUCCCUACGUUUGAUCAGGGAUACAUAAUUCAUAAACUGUAUGUGUGCACGAAGUCUCGCUCAUAGUCCAUAGAAUUAUUUAAUGAGUUUUUAUAAGCCUUUUCCAUUGAUAGAUAGGUUGUUUUCCCCCAGUAUCGUUUGGUGAAACUUCCAAAAGGUCCAUCACAGUAUAUGAUAAAGAUUAAGGUUGAUAAUGAUAUAAAUAUCGAUGACCCACAGGCACAGUGGCAUGAUACAAGUCGAGAGAAGCUGGAUUUUAAGCCGGGUUACUGUUCCAGGAAAGCCCAAUGGGGCAAUGGCAAUGCCAAUGAAAGGUCUUUACAAGAUUUAUAAUGUGCCUGCUAAUAUGAAAUAAUUUACUAUAAAGUACAAUUCCAGUGUCUGUUGCAUGUUUCGUCCUAAAUAUUCAAGUUGUACCGCGCGCACGGAAACACACGGAGGAGCUUUGGCGUUCGUAUGAUGAUAACAGAUAGCUAUAUUUCGUCGUAAUCAUUCUUGAUCGUUGAGUUUCAGCAAUGUAAAUGCAGGAAUUUUACAGUCCAUAACGGGUUUUAAUCCUGUGCUUUCACAGUCAGGAUACACCGUAGCAUUGUUUACACACAGUUUGCGAUGUUUCAUGUUUAGGAAAUCAAAGGAUCCCGUUAUAAAAUAAAUAUUUUGUGUUUAAAACCGGACAGGAUACACUUCGACUAUAAACAACCAUAUCGUUCGUUUGGUCGAUCAGUCCGUGUAGAAGAUAUGUAUGUUUCUACGGCGAACCUGCUCAACUAGUCGCAAACCAGGCGCGCGUGAAGUCCUUUCAUUGCAAGUGAAAUAUGAUCCAGUUUCUCGCUUGAAAUGUACCGCAACACUUAUUAUUGAUGACAUUCAGUAUAGCAGGAAGUCGUGUCAUGAUGAAAACGAAUUUAGAACAUUUCCUUUCACGAUUUCUUGUUGCAAAUUACUUUUUUAUCACCCGAAACUAUAACACAUAAAAUUGCAAUUUUCCAAACGCAACAAAUAGACUCCUCUACUACCUCUCCCUGAGAUCAAUUUCAAUUACCACGCGAAAUCUGCGGGGUCACGUGACCAGCCCCGACCAGGAUCUUUCCUCCACAAGAGGGAAGAGCCUGGGAACGAGGUUGGAGCUUCAGUUCAAUCAGUGAUAAGGACAUUUGCUGUGAUUUUUGCUACUAAGAAGUUUUUAUAUAGACACCGAGCGAAAUUGUCAGUUAUAGAGUUCAAAACGUCCGAUACACACUGCCAGGAUGAAAGUACAAAGAGAUUCUGGCCCGAGCUAUGUUCAAAAACUGUAAACGCAAUUAAAUUGUCGCGGCAAGCGGGAUGAAAUUUUCUUAUAUAAACACAAGUAAACUUCAUCUUGCUUGCCAACCUGUCUCGGUAAUUACUGGUUCCAUAUGAACACCACCAAGUUUUUCGUUAUGUUGUUUUGCUGUCUCUUAUCUCCUGUUAGAACGAGGAGUUUUCAACUUACCCGCAGAACGUGGGCAUAUAGAAUAUGAAUUUCAUGCUAUGCAUGUGUGGCAAAAGAUUUACAAGCAACAUUGCCACUCGUUAUUUAUUAUUGUCUUAUAUACACGAUAUGCGCAGCCUUUCGUGUUGUAUUUAGACCAUGUAUUAUAAUAUAUUUUUAUUAAUAACCCAUUCCUUGACUCACUGCUUUUAUAUUUUUUUAAAUUUGUUAUUUUAGAAGACGGUUAUAGGUAAGCGAAUAUUUUUGUUUAUUAAAACUUUGUUGUAAAAACAUUUUGUUAGAAACUGUAUCAUCCCAAUAUAUGUUCAGUGCAUGACUGUAUCUUGAGUGUCAUCCAUAAUUAUUGACAUGUUCACAUGCCCGGUAAAUUAUAACUACCUUGUAUAUGAACAUGUUUUGUAAUUGGUUUUCUAAAACAAAAGUGAUCAGUGUUGAUGAUUCGUUCUUUAGAACUUUGAUUUCGACAGUUUAUUGUCUUUUGUCGUAAUCAAUCAGUUCAUCCAAGUGGGUACCGACCUCACAAGCCACUCAUCAUGGGUCUAUAUUUUUCAACGUUUUAAAAAGCGCGUACAUCUGUCAUUAAUCUAAUAAUGUUUUUAAACCAAAUUCAUCGCCAUAAUCACAGGGCACAAACUUGUGCUGGCUGGUUAAAUUGUUGUCAUUUAAUUGGAUAAUUAUUAUCACGUGAUUUUUGACAGAUGUUUCCAUUUUACUGGAAGGUUCCAUCAUUGCACGCCCUUGCUGCGCAUUGUUUGUACUAUAUCUUAAUUCUUGGAAUGUUCUGAGUUUGUAUCUCAUGAAAACAUUCUUACCAUUCAUUAUUUGUACAAUACCUGUUGCUGUGUUAUUAUUCGCCGUAAGUUCUAUAAGAAGAGUUAAGCCAGAUGGCGGAAAUUGACGCCAAACUGUAUGAGAUCGUAAACCGUUUUAAUGUCAUUUUUACCAGCAAACAGAUUGUAAUAAACCAUAGUAUAGUUAACUGCGCAGACAAAAACCAGAGUGCGAUAAUUCAAAAUUUUUAGUGGUACCUGACUGGUAGUACAAAUUUAAGAUUUAAGGUAUACUUAGUCUUUAGAAUGAAGUACAUAUAUUGAACAGGUUUCCGAAAGGUAUUCAUUCAGUAACAUGAAACUAGUAGUUCGAUACACAAACACUAUGAUUGACUCUAACAUUCCUUAGUCCCAUCUCAUCAUAUCAGUCUAGUCAUGUUUAAUGCCAAGUCAUGCUAGACUUACACAUAUAAUUUCGACUAAAUUAUGGUCUUGAAUAACUUGGGCUUGGAAAGGUCAAAUGGUACGAGCAAAAAGUUGAGUACGCAGAUAACAAGAGUACCGCGUACCUAUACGUGGUACGUGAUUGAAAAGACAGAAGUACCAGACCGUAAUAUUGACGUACCUGCGGUACGUAAGUACGCGAAUUAUCGCACCCUGCAAAAACAAUAGAAAGAGUUGGCACUGGACAUCAAUUUCUGUCAUCUAUGGCUUCAUUUUUGGACGCGAGUUCUUAUACUCCAGAAAUAUUUACAGUGUAUGGAGCUAUUAAUCGCUGGACGCGCCAGCGGUUGUAGUUUUCGCCUGAAAUUUGUAUUGUACAUCCAGACACGAAAUGUAAAAUUCGGCUGAGCUCAUAGUUCCGCUGGAUAGAGAACUGAACGUUAUUUAAUUAACAUGCAUGCGAAUUCUUACUACCGCAAAAAGGGUGAUACAAAUAUACAGUACUAUAUGGAAGCUUUAUAAGUGACUACAAUGAUUGAUGUUCGAUGUUUAUGUCAUCCAUUCACAAUUUACCCAUGGCCAUGCUAUUCAUUUUGUAGUGCCACACAUAAACACAUUUAAAAGUGUUUCUUUCCAUAGCCCCGGCGUUAUAACGCUUCAUAGAUCGUCUUGUUUUAGUGGAAAUGCGAACGUAAGCCCAGGCGACAGCGCUGGAAUCCCUGUAAACCACUACGAGCUAAAUGAAGAACCUGACGGAGGAGUUGACAAUGCUUACGAUACUGUGAACCCCUCCGAAGCGUCCGGAAGUAAGAGCAAACCCCCCGAAGAAAAUACUCCCUCCUCUGUUUAUGCCGCUGUGGACAAGGGCAACAAGGAUGGAAAACCGGUAUGUGACAGUUUUAAUUUUAACCUGAGUUAUGACCAAAACUGCCGAUGCUUCCUCUUGCCCGAAAAAACGUGUCUUGUUUUCGUGUCGAAAUAUUAAGAAAUGCGACUACAUGGCUACGCCUACUACAGUAGAACCCAGCUAUCUCGAACAGCCAUGGGAAACAGGGUCUUAGCUAGGAUUUUAGAUCUUGGGCGUGUUUCUAAUGACCAGGGCGUGCACAUGUCAAUUACUCUGAAUACCAAAAUAAUGGCUCUAUAGUUAUGCUCGCCAACAACAAUGCCUGUGGUUGUUCUAUGCUUUGCAACCAAAUACAAGGCGAGCAUACGCUCAUAUUGCGCACUGACAAUUAAGUUAUUUCAACAACUAUUGGGGUAUUUAAAACCAUUUUAACACCAUACAGUUCCCAUUAUCCAUCAAAACAUUAAAACAUCGCGGAUCACUUUUGCCAAUUCAACAACAACAGUAGAUUCUACAAACUUUCUUGACGUAAAUAGGAAGAAAUUCUGUCUGUUGUAAGUAUAGCACCACCUUAUUUUAUUAACCUAUACACGGCCUUAUAUAAAUAGUGAAGCCGCGUUAAUUUUAUCUAGCCGUGCUUUUGCACUUUUGGCCGCGAUAACACGGCCAACACGGCCCUCUAGCUAAGACCCUGAUGGGAAACAAAAAAAGUUUGAGAUAACGGAGGUUGGAGUAACCUGCUCGCAGCCCGAACGAAAUUUCGGGCUGCCAGCAGGCUAGGGUUGGAGAUAACCGAAUCAGUUUCGGACUACAAAAAAUAGUUAAUAAUAUUAAAUAAAAUUGACGUGGUUGUGCAUGAUCCAUGAUUUACCGAUACGACUUUCAUUAUUUGAAGUAUACAAUAAACAAUGCCAAUGCAAUUUAUUUAAUAAGUAUAUGUUGUUCGUAUUUUAUACUGAAGGAGUGCAUUCUUUCGUAUGGUCUGUUUUAGAGUUCGACUUCACCAGGUAAAUUUGGUCAAAGGAAGCAAAAUUACUAUUUAGCGGGGUGUUCGAGUAACCGAUUUCGAGAUAACCGAGUAAAAAUUAUUGAAGUAGUAUUUGACCAAUUCACUGCAUGGAAAUGGGUUUAAGUUCGGGAUAACGGGGAGUUCGAGAUAAGCGAGUUCUACAUAAUGGGGUUGUACUUUAGUGCGAAAAUGUCAAACUAUUUUUGUAACAGCUAAUUUUAGCACAAUUUCUCGCCGACCAAUGAGAUGCCGCCAUUUCCAAAUUGACGAUUUCACCUCGUUAGGAAUGUAGUCGCAUUUUUUAAUGUUUUGACACGAAAACCACGCGUUUUUCGGGCGAGAGGAAGGUCCGCGGUUUUAGUAAGAAGCCUCUUGUUGUAUAUCGAGGAUAGGAAAUUUACUUAAGUAGGGCAAUUGCCUGUGUUCAGUGGCAGAUACAAGGUUUCAUCUUUACAUAACUGGGGCCGGUUGUACGAAAGCCAUUUAAGUCACUAUCCACCGUUUAACUUGCUAUACGCCGGAUAAAAUUUAAACACUUGAUAGUAACGGCUAAACGCCGUUUAAGUUAAACGGCUUUCCUACAACCCGCACUGUUAAGCCUAGUUCUCAUUCAUCGCAAGCUGUCGGCGAUGGGAGCUUUGCGACGUCGGCGACCGCGUGCGAUUUAUGAGAACACAUCAAAAAUUAUAUCGCCGAUUGCCCGUGAUCGUCGCCGACCAUCGGCGAUGACAUCGCAGGAAACAAAAAAGUUUGUUUCUUGCGAUCAUCCACCUCAACAAGCAAGGAAAUAAUCAACUGAAGUUUGACAGAAAUCAUGAACUUUACGUUGAACGGGGCCAUUUUCUGCCUUGGCGGGAAAUUUCGAAACACAUCGGCUGUCAUCUGCGACGAUCACCGAUGUAUGAGAACUUUCGUGCAUUCGCGAUCGGCGAGCAUCGGCGAUAAGCGUCGCCGAUUGUCGGUGACAGUUUGCGAUGAAUGAGAACUAGGCUUUAAGGCUGCCGUUCAGCUAACGUCUUCCAUGUAAUAUUUCAAAUCCGACUAUGAGAACCAACCUCGUUCUCAGGCUUAUACCUCUUGUGGAGGAAAUACCCUGGUAGGAGCUGGCCACGUGAUCUGCUAAAAUCUAGCAGAUUUCUAAUUAACUAUCUUGGAUUCCUUUAAAAUCAAGUCAAAGUUGCAAAGCAAGUUAUAAAUUAAAGUAUAAAUAUCAAAGAUUUAUCAACAUUAUCAUCAUCAAUUAAAAUCUGCUAGAUUUUAGCAGAUCACGUGACCAGCUCUUACCAGGGUCUUUCCUCCACAAGAGGUACGAGCCUGGGAACGAGGUUGUAUGAGGACUGGGCUAGAUGUCAAAUUCGCGCAAUUUGAAAUUUAGUCCAGUCCAAAUUGGAGGAUUUGAAAUGACAUCUCAUACGAAUAAAUCACUACGUAAAGUGAGGUGAAUUAAUUUUGAUCCAGUCCAAGGACUGAAUUAAUUUUGAUCCAGUCCUAGGACUUAGAUCAAUACUCUUCACCAGGUUUCCAGUACUAUCAUGUGAGCAAAAUAAAGCAAUAUGGUUGGUAGACUUGGUUCAAGUCCGUCUGAGGAGAAAAGUAGGGAGAGACGGACUUGAGACGUUUGCAAAUUUGUUGUUGUUCUCAACUGGCAAGUCACGCCUCCGUAGGAAAAAUCCGACGGUAAAAUCUGGCGCGCUUGCAGGGUAUCCAAGUCCAUAUUUUCCUACUUUUCUCUCAUAUUUUCGCGCCUUUUUUGACCUCUCGCGUGCACGCUAUUUUCAACCCCUUGGGAAACGGACUUGAACCAAGUCUAUAUGGUUGGCUAAUUUACUCAUGUUAUUAUUAAUGAGUUUGAGGUAUCAUUUACAUUAUACUAAUGAAAUUACUAAAUAAAUAAAAAGACAGCAUUUGGUUUUCUGCAUUAUUUAAUGUGUAUUUGUUGAGGUAGUUAGUAUUCAUAUACAAUUUAAUAAGGUUUAAACUUUUCCGUAAGUACACGAACGUAUGCAAAGCGCUCAACUGGAAAGCAGCCUUUAGGCCUGUUGUUGGAGCUCCAUGGUACGGGAUUUACUUUUGUUGGAUAUUUUUCCUGUGUGGAUAUUUUUCCUGUAGAAUGUGGUUGACUUUGUGGUUGACUUCAAAGGUUUUUCUCCGGACCUUCGCCUUUCCUCCCUUGCCAAAAAGUGACCUUUAGGGGGACCAUUAGAUAUUCUAGGAGAGUACGAGAGGUUCGGAGCUUUUGUCGAACUUUUUCUUACAGUGUAGAAGGUGUGCGGAAAUUUUUCCACAUAUUUCUUUAUAUUCCAUGUAGUUGCAGGAAUUUUUUCUUUCUCCAUUUGCUUGCAUAAUUUUUUUCAAAUUCCACCCGUGAAUUUUUUUGGAAUACGCUAUCUCUCACCCCCAUUACCCCCCUCCCAGGAUAUAUAAUGGUCCACCCCAUGUGCCAUAAUUCACGACCCCAUUAGCGUCAGCCCGGUAUGGUCUGACGGCCUCUUAAACCCUCUAUUGAAAACGAGUAAUUCUUAGUUCUCAAAAGUGACUUAUUCUUUGCAGUUAUAUGCAACGCUUGACUCACUCGCGCUACAAUCAGAUAAUUCGAAAAAGAAACGAGAUGAAGAACGCGCUGGACAAACUGAGUAUGCAAGCAUCGACUUCGCUAAGGUUGGGAAGGUUGACGAAGAGUGA